AAAAAAAAACUUACAAUAUUGUAAUUUAAAUGUGAUUUAUUCUAAAUGUGAAAAUCUGAAUUUAAUUGUUUGGGGGAAUUACAUUUUUACAGCCUAAACUAGCCAUAAAAAAAAACAAAAAUCAAGAUGAAUUAAUUUUAGAUAUUAAAAAUGUGCUCAUCGAUUACUUUAAUAAUUUGUUAAUCCAUUUUAUGCUUCAGUGACUGAGUGCCAGUCUGACACAGAAGGCUCUCCUUGAGAUGUAUGAACUGAAGUCUGUUGAUACUGUGUCACUGCACAAAUACCGUUAAAUACCUUCUGGCACCUUCAAUCUGAUAAACAUUGCGAAACACUCGGCUGGGACAUGUUAUGGUGUGUACAAAAGAGUGUCAGGUGACACAUAUCAUGCUGAGUGAUUCAGGCUUGUAAAGAUGGGAUUACAGUUGCAGAUGUCUGUAAUUCAGUGUCGAGACAACCCAUCUGUGCUUUACUUCUUUUUAGGGCUUUUAUUAGCUCCAAUGUCUAGCAAAACAUGUCUUAUAUGUCAGCAUGUGACAGGUAGAUUUACAGGUAGAAUCCAAUUUCUCUUCAUCUUAUAUGCAAGCCCACUUCAAGACGCUGAUAUUUCUGCAUAACUUUGAACUGAUAUUCACAGUCUGCUUAACACACAAUACUGUUUCAUAUCAAAACCGUGUUUUUUUUUUUAAAUUUUGAAUCACACUUACCAGCAGUCCUGGGAAGUUUGCACCAUUCUUUAUAAAACUGUUGAAUUUCAGCCAUAUUCUUAGUGAUAUCAAGGCAUCUCAGCUGGGUUGAGGACAGAGCUCUUCACCAAGAUGAGAUCAUUUCCAAUUUUCUUUCUGCAGUUAUACAAUGCUUUUAGUAAGACCAGCAUGUCUUUUCAGUUGAAUGAAUCUGAGUGAAAACAAGAUUGAUUAUGGGGUGCAUGCUUGAUAUAAUUUAGCUGUUAAGGAAUGGUUUUGGUCCUGAUCAAGCUUGACGCAGGGUCUUCUUGUUCACAAAAACAUCCAUCAGGUUUCCAACAUGACAUAUUACUGUUUCUGCAGCAGUAACAAUUUAAAUGAAUUUUUGCUAAGGUCUUCUAAACCUGACGGAUUCCCAUAAAACACUCAUGCAGAAUAUUUGGCACCAGACCAGACAGGUCUCUUUUGAACUGAAUAUAUAUUAUAAAUGUGAUACGGUAAGAAAAAAAAAAAAAAUUCUGUGAGAGAUCAUCAAGGUUUGAAUUACAAAGUAGGCUAAAUAAUGGCGUUCUUUACCCAAAUUGCACGCAGCCCUCAUCACAAAUCUUGGCAGUUCCCAGCAAAAGAGAUAAGCUGACAGCACUUUAUUCGCACUUGAUUUUUAAAAUUCUAACCAACAAGUUGGGGCAUAAUAAGACAUGGUUUUUGAGCCCCAGAAAUCAGAGCUUCGUCAUAUAAAUACUGUGUAACCCUAGAUUGGAAUACAGAGUUCUCUGGAAAAGCACAAGCAGGGGUCUCGAAGCCUUAAAAAGCAGUCUUUGUUCAACGGCUCUCAUUUUCUGACUAAGCUCUGUCUAUAAUGAGGAACUUUCAGGUACUUCUGCUGGUCUUUGCUGUGGUGAUUGCCACUAACAUCCACAUCCAAGCAAAACCUCAGCUUGGAGAUUCAGAUAAAUCUCCAGUGGUCAAAUCCAAGCAACAGAGCAAGCCAUGCAGCUGCGUUGGGAGAAGAAAUGCACUGGAGCAGGACAACUGUACAUGUGAGCGGCAACGUCAACAUGGAACGCUCAGCGAAGAGCAGAGAACUUGCCAAAAGAAAAAAUAUAGAAAAUGCCCAAGAUUGAAUAGAGGAAACAAGAAGGAAGAAAAAGGCAUCAGUAUGCCGAUUUAACUCACAGUCACUAAACUCACAAGCUAAAUGCCCUCACGAUUUUAAACAUACAUAUCAAAUCAUAUAUUAAGUAGUGUACUGAACUAUUUUAGUAUAUAUUAUAUUCAGUAACAUUAAUUCUAUUCAAUGUUCUUCAUUCAGAUUUUACAAGUGGUAAAACAUGUACGUACUGGAAAAAUAAAUGCAAGAGCAUUUAAAAAUAAAGCAUGAUGAUGAAGAGGGAAAUUCAUUUGAAUAAUUUGCUUUUAUUUCAUUUUAUAAAUAAAAUAU
Molecule: messenger RNA, 2124 nt
Organism: Carassius gibelio (silver crucian carp)
Lineage: Eukaryota; Metazoa; Chordata; Actinopteri; Cypriniformes; Cyprinidae
Gene: cxcl17
Exons: 4
Coding region: 1543-1854 (103 amino acids)
Source: RefSeq, a predicted model, not a curated record